CAGCACAACAACUUCUGCUGUGGUUGCCGUUGCACGUUGUUGAGCGUGCGUGAACCGCUACGCCCGGCGGCCCACAAAAUCACCCAUGCUCCUUCAUCGCUUCCUUGCAAUGUCUGCACUUGCGUCAUAAUGCGGCAGAGGUGCACGCACGCCACACCCGAGACACACGCAGCAAUUAGAAGAAAAAAAGAAGAGAAAGGCGGCGAAAGUGAGCGGCACCACGCAAGAGAAAACAGCAGCACAGAAAGUCCCUUUGCAGGGGCGGGGGGGAGAGGGACUCCGUGGGGUCCUCCCCACCCCCACCCCAAGCACCCCCUGCUGGAGUGCCAUCGUGUGGCGGGGCCGUGA
Messenger RNA from Trypanosoma grayi, 348 nucleotides. RefSeq lists its product as hypothetical. The record is from RefSeq and is a predicted model, not a curated record. The annotation marks the transcript as partial. The transcript has a single exon. NCBI's taxonomy places the organism in Eukaryota, Euglenozoa, Kinetoplastea, Trypanosomatida, Trypanosomatidae.